ACGGCGAAGGGGGUCACGUACCCGGACACACGCACGAGCGGGGAACAAAGGGCCAAACAUGCUCCGAACCCGCUCCGUCCCCGGGCCCCGGUUACCUGCGCAGUUCCCUGGCACCCUGGCCCUGACUGGCAGUGUAUCCCAGCUCCUUGCCCGGGCCAUUCCUUCCAUGCUGUCUUCAAACCCUGCCGCCUGCACCUCUCCCAACCCUGACAGGGAGAACUCAAGUAAGAAGGUCCAGUGGGCUUCUGGGAAGAGGAGGACGUCAUCCACAGACUCAGAGCCGAAGUCCCACGCCGACCCGUCCAAAGCGUCCAGGUCCCGGAGACCCAGCCGGCUGACGGUGAAGUAUGACCGCGGGCAGCUCCAGCGCUGGGUGGACGUGGAGCAGUGGGUGGAUGCGAAGGUUCAGGAGCUCUUCCAGGAUCAACCAACCUCUUCCGAGCUGGAGAUUGACCUGGAAGCUCUCAUGGAACUAUCCACAGAGGAGCAGAAAACUCAGCUGGAGGCUCUUCUCCGAGACUGUCCCAGCCCCACAGAGCCUUUUAUCUCCGAACUGCUCAGUCAACUCAAGAAACUCCGGAGACUCAGUCGGCCUCAGAAAUAAGACUUGUGAGACUACGUUUAGCAGCCUCAGCACUGUCAGGCCUGCCCCGAGCCUCUGGAUCCUGGGCUGAGAGGGA
Molecule: messenger RNA, 680 nt
Organism: Eptesicus fuscus (big brown bat)
Lineage: Eukaryota; Metazoa; Chordata; Mammalia; Chiroptera; Vespertilionidae
Gene: PPP1R14D
Product: protein phosphatase 1 regulatory inhibitor subunit 14D
Exons: 5
Coding region: 59-604 (181 amino acids)
Biological process (GO): regulation of phosphorylation
Cellular component (GO): cytoplasm
Molecular function (GO): protein serine/threonine phosphatase inhibitor activity
Source: RefSeq, a predicted model, not a curated record